Molecule: messenger RNA, 2659 nt
Organism: Nomia melanderi (Alkali bee)
Lineage: Eukaryota; Metazoa; Arthropoda; Insecta; Hymenoptera; Halictidae
Gene: Dolk
Product: Dolichol kinase
Biological process (GO): dolichyl monophosphate biosynthetic process
Cellular component (GO): endoplasmic reticulum membrane
Molecular function (GO): dolichol kinase activity
Source: RefSeq, a predicted model, not a curated record
UCAUUGAUUUAAAAAAAUUCAGAAAAAUAAUAUUAUUUGAUAAUAUACAUUAUAUUCUUUUAACUUUUUUGCUACGCAUGUGUAUAAAAUGAUUAUUAAUAUGUAUGUAUUGACGUGUGUAUAAAAGAUAAACGGGAAAGGGUGAUCUUCAUACUGUCUAUUACUCAUUUCCAUUCUAAAAGAGACAUGUUAUUAAUUGUGUGAAAACGUAUAUACUUUUUUAUUUUAUCAAAAAUGGAAUUUCUAAUAAAAAAAUACUCCUAUUUAGAAGAAAAUAUAUUACAAAGCUUAAAAACUAAUGGCAUUGAACAUCGGGCAAAAGCCAGUAGUGGAUUAUGGCUUGGAACAUUAGUAGGUUUCAGUGCAAUCUUAAAUCUACUAAAAGAAAAUACCAGUUACUCUGAAAUUUGCCUUAUUGUAGGCCUUACAGGUGUUGGCCUUGUUAUAAGUUCAAUAUGUCUGUAUUUACGACUAUCAAUGAAAAAAGUUGUGGUCAGAGAUUUUCAAGUAAUAUAUUUUUUACCAGCAAUUAUAACUUCAAUGUUAUACCUUCUUAUAGCAAAUAAAGGACUGCUAUUAAGUGUGGCAUGGGGCUUAAGCGUAGGAAGUGUGGGUACAUGGAGUAUUAUUCAACUGAUGUCUACUUUCCCUUUUUGUUUUACUCUUGGAGAAGCAACAGCAGUAGUGCAUGGUUGUAUCUUAUUUAUUAUGUCUACAGUAACUAAUCUACCACUACGAUACCACUUACCACCAAUACAUGAUGAUGAUAUUGCUACAGUUUUAUUACAGGUUGCAAUACUAUACACAAUCUUGGUUUGUUUAAUCUGUGGAUAUAUUCCAAUAUUUCGCGUAACCAAAUACUUUUAUAUAUUGAUAAUCACUUUUUUACUAGUGAUUUUUUUACCCAUAACGCACAUAAUAUUAGACCAAAAUCCAUUAACAUGGAUGUUCUCAUACAUUUUCAGUUCCAGACGUAGAACUGUUAUAAUCGGAUAUUGGGCUAUUUGUUUAUUAUUAAGCAUAUUAGCAGUUGUAUUUCAAAUACUGUGGAAUUCUCAGGCAACAACUUCCGUCAGAAAAACUUUUCACUUAUUCGCUGUACUUGUAUAUAUACCAGGUAUAAUAUAUGAACAAACAUUGUUAUAUCUUGCUAGUGGUAUAAUAAUGGGAUUAUUCAUAUUUCUUGAGUUAAUAAGGUAUUUCAAGAUAUCACCUCUUGGAGAUGUAUUAGAACAAGGAUUUAAUGUAUAUGCGGAUGAGAAAGACAGUUUGAUUUCUUUGACAGCUUUAUAUUUACUUUCUGGUCUGUCUUUUCCACUUUGGAUGCCUAGUAAUAAUGUUCCGUUAGUGGCUUUAUUUAGUGGUAUUCUGACAGUUGGAAUAGGUGAUACUGCUGCUAGCUGUAUUGGCAGUAAAUGGGGUUUUCAUAAAUGGAGUCAUUCAAAUAAAUCCAUUGAAGGAACAUUUGGUUCCAUAUGUUGUCAAGCUGCAUUGAUAUGCAUUUUAACAUUUAUAGGUUACAUAAAUAGUUGUUGGUUAUUUUUGAGAGUGCUCUCAUUAAGUUUUGCUGUGUCUUUUGUUGAAGCACUAACAAAUCAAGUUGACAAUUUAGCAUUGCCUUUGUUGAUGUAUGCCUGCCUAAUAAUUUAGGCAUCUAAUGAGGAAAAAUACUGAAAUAAGUAAUAAUUACAAUAACCAUCCCGAAGACAAAUAAAACUGAAAGUUUUAUUGUUAAACGCACAGUUGGACCAACAGUAUAGUAUUUCAUUACUGAACUUUAUUUGUUUUACUACAGUUAAGAAAUUUGUAUAUUUUUUAUUACACAUAGAGUUUUUCUAAGGUAAAUGUGCCUAUACAUGACUAUGUUUCUAUUAUCAAUGUUGUUUGUUUCGUAUUAGUAAAAAUUACACCUAAAUAUUAAAAGUUAAAGUACUUUAAUAUUCUGUUUAUUAUUAUCAAUUGAUAAUUGUAUUAAAAGUUAUGUUCAGAAAUUAAUGUUUUCGAAGUUGUUUAUUUUAUAAUAAUAAAAGAGUAUAGAUUCAUAAAAUUAUAAAUUGAUCAACAAAAUAAUUUUACUGUCAAUUAAUUAGGAAGAUGAUGUAAUUUUUGUUAUAAAUUCGUUUUCUUUUUAAUAGCUUAUAUUUGAAAUCUGUUUAAAUUAAGAAAACAAAAGUACUACCAAUGUUGAUAAUAUUUACUGAAAGUAUUUACAUAUUGCAGUACAUAAUAUUAUUUAUAAAGUAAUCACAUUCUUAUAUAGUCGAUAAAAGGGUCAUUUACCUUAAUUUGUUUUAUUAUAAACAACUUAGUAGUUACUAAAACAUUGUUACAUAUCUUCCAGGUUGUUAGAUUUUUACUUUUUAUUGUUAUAUAAACUGUCCAAAAAAAAUAAUGGACAUGGUUUUUUAGGAGUAAAUUUUUGUUCACAGUAAGUCUACUAUAAGUAGAAAUUUAUUUAUAAAACAAAAGAGAUUUUAAUUAUUCUUAAAUAUUUUAUUCUGUAUCUCGACAUGUAUUGGUAUCAAUACAGUAUGAAAUAUUCAAGAAUAUUUGAAACUAAGUUUAAAAAAUUCUUAAACAAAUACUUGUGUCAUCCUAAAAAUCUGUGACUAUUGCAUUUUAUACUUUGUACAGUUUUCCACUGUUUACAGUUGUAUAC